This is a messenger RNA of Chara braunii, 1300 nucleotides long. The record is from the annotation of a GenBank genome assembly. NCBI's taxonomy places the organism in Eukaryota, Viridiplantae, Streptophyta, Charophyceae, Charales, Characeae.
GCGACUACUUGAACGAGCCCUCUAUGCGCUAUCGGUAGGGAAGUCCCACAAGGACGGACAUCUGGACCAGGUGCCGUACGGCUGGAAUCGUCCGGACUGGGACACAAAGAGCCCAUCAAGUACAGUCGUCGGGUGAAGCAGUGCUCUCGCCGUACUCGGCCGCCUCCUGACCUUUGUGCGGUGAUAGGUGCGGCGGAUGUGCAGGCCAGGAGUGAAUGUUAGACUGCCACGUGGAUGAGGCGAGCUGCUGGUGACCUGGUUGAAUUGUUGAUCGGUCCCCGAUCAGGAAGGACACUCCUGAAGAAGAAGGCAACAACCGUUAAUCUGGUCGUGAUCGAGGCCGGGUACAGCGGCCUGUUGUCAUUGUUUGAUAGAUUUAGAAUCUUCAAGAAUAUUACUGAGCAGGUUAUCGCCAGCAUGCAGCGCUUGGAGGUUAUGUAUUGUGAAGUAUGUGGACUUCCUCCGGAAUACUGUGAGUUUGGUCCUGACUUUGUGAAGUGCAAACCCUGGCUCCUGGAGAACUGUCCUGAUCUGUAUCCGGACCUUGCAAAAGAGGCUGAAGAGAAAUUGGGAAGAUUGAGUCUGUCUGCGGCGGAAGGAGGUGGUGGUAGCGGCGAGGCCGAUGGCGGGACGAAGGAGGAUCCGGCGGGCACUAGCGCCAGGCAGAAGGAGCCGGAGCCGGAGCAGGUGCAAAGACUCCCUGGGGGCAAGGUCAAGAAGAAGGAGCGGCCCUCUGUAGUCAUCGAGAAAAUCGUACGGAACAAGCGUAAGUCAGUGACGGUCGUUAAAGGGCUGGAGAUGUUCGGAGUGAAGUUGAGCGAUGCGGCAAAGAAGUUUGGGAAGAAGUUUGCAAGCGGUGCAUCCGUCGUCAAAGGCCCCACCGACAAGGAGCAGAUCGACGUCCAGGGCGACAUCAUGUACGAUCUCGUCGACUUCAUCACGGCGACCUGGGACUCUGUGCCAGAGGAGUGCAUCUACUUUAUAGAAGAUGGGAAGAAAGUGCGGGCUGCUUGAUAGUUUGUGCAACAACUCGGUCGAUGGACCAAUUUAGUGUGGAUCCUCUUAACCUGAAUUUGUGUUGCUGUCAUUGUGAAUUAGCCGGAUUUUGUGUUUGUGUUGGUGUCAUCGCCAAAGAUUGAUGACAAUGUAGUGUGCGUCGCUCGUGGCAUUCAAUUACUGACAAAGAAGAGUAUCGGUGAGUUAGUGGAUUGUAGUUGUUGCUUAAAAAAAGGCUUGGUUCUUUUUUCGUUCCUCGUUUCAUUUCGUACGAAUUGUUGGGAAAUAAAGCCAUCCUCCGCGU